This is a messenger RNA of Salarias fasciatus (jewelled blenny), 1187 nucleotides long. Its product is annotated as corticotropin-releasing factor receptor 1-like. Gene Ontology annotation, biological process: adenylate cyclase-activating G protein-coupled receptor signaling pathway; cell surface receptor signaling pathway. Gene Ontology annotation, molecular function: corticotropin-releasing hormone receptor activity; corticotrophin-releasing factor receptor activity; G protein-coupled peptide receptor activity. The record is from RefSeq and is a predicted model, not a curated record. Gene Ontology annotation, cellular component: neuron projection; plasma membrane. Lineage: Eukaryota; Metazoa; Chordata; Actinopteri; Blenniiformes; Blenniidae.
CGCUGGCGGCAACCUGGAACCAAACCUUGAGCAACGCCACGAGCCAGUGGAGCGGCUCGGCGGUCUACUGUGACACCUCCAUCGACGGCAUCGGGACCUGCUGGCCGCGGAGCAGCGCCGGUCAGAUGGUGUCGCGGCCCUGUCCAGAGAUGUUUUACGGCGUCCGCUACAACACCACCAAUAGCGUUUAUAGAAAGUGUCUGUCCAACGGGACGUGGGCGCUGAAGGGGAACUACUCCAUGUGUAAGGCCAUACUUCACCAGGAGAAAAAAGGGAAGAUGCACUACCAGAUCGCCGUGAUCAUCAACUUCCUGGGUCACUGCAUCUCCAUGCUGGCUCUGCUGGUGGCCUUCUUCCUCUUCCUGUGCUUGAGGAGCAUCCGCUGCCUGAGGAACAUCAUCCACUGGAACCUGAUCACCGCCUUCAUCCUGAGGAACGCCACCUGGUUUAUUGUGCAGAUGACCAUGAGCCCCGAGGUGCACGAGAGCAACGUGGUCUGGUGUCGCCUGGUCACCGCCUCCUUCAACUAUUUCCACUCCACUAACUUCUUCUGGAUGUUCGGGGAGGGCUGCUACCUCCACACUGCCAUCGUGCUCACCUACUCCACCGACAAGCUGCGCAAGUGGAUGUUCAUCUGCAUCGGCUGGUGUAUACCCUUCCCCAUAAUUGUGGCGUGGGCCAUCGGGAAGCUGUACUACGACAACGAGAAGUGCUGGUUUGGGAAGCGAGCGGGCGUCUACACCGACUACAUCUACCAAGGACCCAUGAUUCUUGUCUUAGUGAUCAAUUUCAUUUUCCUCUUCAACAUUGUGCGGAUCCUCAUGACCAAGCUGCGAGCCUCCACCACGUCGGAGACCAUCCAGUACAGGAAAGCCGUGAAGGCCACGCUGGUGCUCCUCCCUCUGCUGGGAAUCACCUACAUGCUGUUCUUCGUCAACCCGGGAGAAGACGAGAUCUCUCAGAUCGUCUUCAUCUACUUCAACUCCUUCUUAGAGUCGUUCCAGGGUUUCUUUGUGUCAGUGUUUUACUGCUUCCUAAACAGCGAGGGUGCGCUCGGCGGUGAGGAAGCGGUUCCACCGCUGGCAGGAGCAGCACUCCAUCCGGGCCCGGAUGACCAGGCCAUGUCCAUCCCCACCUCGCCAUCCCGGGUCAGCUUCCACAGCAUCAAGCAGUCCACCUCGCUAUGA